This is a messenger RNA of Canariomyces notabilis, 1608 nucleotides long. RefSeq lists its product as uncharacterized. The record is from RefSeq and is a predicted model, not a curated record. NCBI's taxonomy places the organism in Eukaryota, Fungi, Ascomycota, Sordariomycetes, Sordariales, Chaetomiaceae. The transcript is spliced from 5 exons. Bases 236 to 1318 code for a protein of 360 amino acids.
UGCGGUUCUGAGAGUAUGGUAUUGUAUGUACGUACCUGUGGCCACUGGAACGGGCCGAAGGGCAACUCAAGGCUGUGUCUGCCUGUGUGUGUUAAUGUGGAUACGGCCCCCCUUUUCAUCCUUAGUCUGCCCUUCUUCUCUCUCAGCCUUCUUGAAGGCUUACAACACCCAUCACGAUCGUCGGCAUCACCAAUCAUCCUGCUCUGGCGACUCUGAUCGCAUUCCGCCGGCCACAAUGGCGUUCCGAGUCUUCGAGGACCCUAACCAGGGCGCUAAUUUCGUGGUCGCCGUCGUCACUUUACCGAUUUGCAUCUUGGUCACCCUCAUCCGGGCGCUCGUGAUCAUCCGUUCUCGCAGGAAAAUGAGUCUCGAGGAUUGGUUUGCCUUUCUUGCUCUGCUCCCCUACCUGGGUUGGACGAUUUAUGGCAUUAUCCUCGUCGUCGCUAUCGAAGGCGGGACGAAGCGGAUUUUCGAUAUCACCCAAUUUGACCCAAUCGUAUGGAGGGACACGAUUAUUGCAGGUUAUGUCCUCCAGAUCUUCUUCGGCCCACAGCAAACUCUGGCAAAGUUGAGCCUUCUCAUCUUCUACCACCGGGUUUUCUCGGUCAAGAGAAGCUUCGUUUACUUGACCUAUGUUGUUGGUACGGUCCAGAUCAUGUACUGCAUCACCUGGGUGUGUACGAGCAUCUGGAUGUGUAAUCCGCCCAGCAAGACGUGGGAACCCUUAUCACCUGGCGAAUGUCUCAACCUGUCAACCGUUCUCGCCGCAACCGAGUCCGUAAACUCAGCCGUUGACUUUGUCAUGGUUGGCAUGGCCGUCUACAUCGUCCGCGAACUGAAGACGUCGAAGGGCAACAAGUGGAAACUGGGAACACUGUUUGCCUUUGGUGGCUUGACCGGCGUGAUGGGUCUCGUUCGUAUUGGCAUGGCCUAUGGCACCGUUGGUGACUCGGACCAGGUGCUCUGCUACCUGAUCCUUCAAAUGGCUGCCAGCCUCAUCUGCUGCUGUUUGCCCAUCUACCGUUCAGCAUUGGUCGACAUUCCCGUUUUGAGGAAGCUUAGAAGCACAUUUCGCACGGGCGGCAGCACCAACCCCAGGGACGGAUCGAAUGGCCAACAGAACAUCGUCACGAUUGGGCAGAAGUCAUCAAGGGAUAAAAGAAAGGUCGGCCAAGAAUGGCUACAGCUGGAUGAGUCCUGCAGCACGCGACACCUCGCCACCACGGCAUGGGCCGACAAAGAAAGGGUCGAGCAUGAGUCCCCGGGCAAUCCUAUCAUGCAGACAGUCGAACUUCGACAGACGGUGGAAGUCGUUUGAUGGCCAGGACACAUACGAACAAGGGGGAUUGUCCUCUGGUCGUACGGGAUACGUGAUCAGGGGCUGUAGUACCAAGUACGAACUAGGCCAACCAAGGCGGGGGUCCUUGAAAAAUCGUCUCUUGCCUGGCGCUUGUAUGAUCGUUCUGUAAGUGAAUUACUCAAAACUCAAAGCUUCAGGGAAGUGUAAAAAUUGUAGAAUAUUAGAUCUGAGUCCCCUGUAACUACAGGCAAGAUGUAUCCGUAUUCGCCAAGUUUGUUAAUGGGAGGUCAAUGCGUGGAAAAUUGUAC